Messenger RNA from Mus musculus (house mouse), 2726 nucleotides. It is a transcript of the gene Zdhhc16, whose product is annotated as zinc finger, DHHC domain containing 16. The record is from RefSeq and is a predicted model, not a curated record. Gene Ontology annotation, cellular component: endoplasmic reticulum membrane. Lineage: Eukaryota; Metazoa; Chordata; Mammalia; Rodentia; Muridae. Gene Ontology annotation, molecular function: protein-cysteine S-palmitoyltransferase activity; palmitoyltransferase activity. The transcript is spliced from 13 exons. Bases 351 to 1451 code for a protein of 366 amino acids.
CGGGCCUCGCGCCUGCGCAGCUGGGUGGUGAUGGGCGGGCGGCGGGUCCCGGUCCGCUGGCUAGCGCUGUGGGCUGAGGGCCAUGGUGGGUCAGCCUUAGCUCGGCCCGGCCUGGGUCCUGAGCUGGAAGGGGAGGCAGUGGGUGGCGGACAGGGAGACUGGGCCUAAUCUGGCUGAUUGAGAAGCUGGCAGGAGGCAGAAAGGAUGAGCGCAGCAAAUACUUGGGUGUUAUCACAUUGGUGAGAGUGUCUUUGCUGGCUCCUGUACAGCUGCCAGCCUUUCCUGUUCUGCAUCUCUCCAGGUCAUUCAUUCAACAAGUAUUUAUUGAAUACUUCUACAAGCCAGGAGCCAUGCGAGGCCAGCGAAGUCUGCUGUUGGGGCCAGCCCGCCUCUGCCUGCGCCUCCUUUUGCUCCUGGGCUACCGGCGUCGAUGCCCACCUCUGCUCCGGGGCCUGGUACAGCGCUGGCGUUAUGGCAAGGUUUGCCUGCGCUCCCUGCUCUACAAUUCCUUUGGAGGCAGUGACACUGCCGUUGAUGCUGCCUUUGAGCCUGUCUACUGGCUGGUGGACAAUGUGAUCCGCUGGUUUGGAGUGGUGUUUGUGGUGCUGGUGAUCGUGCUGACCGGGUCCAUCGUGGCCAUUGCUUAUCUGUGUGUCCUGCCCCUCAUCCUCCGAACCUACUCGGUACCACGGCUCUGCUGGCAUUUCUUCUAUAGUCACUGGAAUCUGAUCCUCAUCGUCUUCCAUUACUACCAGGCCAUCACCACUCCUCCUGGAUACCCACCCCAGGGCAGGAAUGACAUUGCUACUGUCUCCAUCUGUAAGAAGUGCAUUUAUCCCAAGCCAGCCCGAACACACCACUGCAGCAUCUGUAAUAGGUGUGUGCUGAAGAUGGAUCAUCACUGCCCCUGGCUAAACAACUGUGUGGGCCACUAUAACCAUCGCUACUUCUUCUCUUUCUGCUUUUUCAUGACUCUGGGCUGUGUCUACUGUAGCUAUGGAAGUUGGGACCUUUUCCGGGAGGCUUAUGCUGCCAUUGAGAAAAUGAAACAGCUUGACAAGAACAAACUACAGGCGAUUGCCAACCAGACGUACCACCAGACUCCACCACCUACCUUCUCCUUUCGAGAAAGGAUAACUCACAAGAGUCUUGUCUACCUCUGGUUCCUGUGCAGUUCUGUGGCCCUGGCCCUGGGUGCCCUAACCAUGUGGCAUGCUGUUCUCAUCAGUCGGGGUGAGACUAGCAUCGAAAGGCAUAUCAACAAGAAGGAGAGGCGCCGGUUACAGGCCAAGGGCAGGGUGUUUAGGAAUCCUUACAACUAUGGCUGCUUGGACAACUGGAAGGUGUUCCUAGGUGUGGACACAGGAAGGGAAAGCGGCCUGUCCACAGCAGGGAAAGUGGUCUGUCCACAGAAGCAGAGACUGCUUAGUGCCACCGGAGUCUGCCAUUAGGUUUUACCCUCAGGGGGUUCUUGUGUUCAAGACAGGGUUUCUCUGUAUAGCCCUGGCUGUCCUGGAAUUCACUCUAUAGACCAGGCUGGCCUUGAACUCAGAAAUCCGCCUGCCUCUGCCUCCCAAGUGCUGGGAUUACAGGUGUGUGCCACCACUGCCCGGCAAGACGAGUUUCAAUUCUGGUUUUGUUUUGUUUUUCGAGACAGGGUUUCUCUGUGUAGCCCUGGCUGUCCUGGAAUUCACUUUGUAGACCAGGCUGGCCUCAAAUUCAGAAAUCCACCUGCCUCUGCCUCCUGAGGGCUGGGAUUAAAGGUGUGCACCACCAUAAAGAAAAUAAUUGUACAAGUAUUUUUUCUGUGUACAUGUAUGCACAUCGUGUGCAUCUGGUACCUGAGUCGGGAGAGGGCACUGGAUGGAUCCCUUAGGACUGGAGAUGGUUACAACUUGCCAUAUGGGCAUUAGGAAUCAAAACUGGGUCCUCUGUAGGAGUAACCAGUACUCAACUGCUGAGCCAUCUCUCCAGCCCCUAAAACUGUGGUUUAAAAGGUAUGUCUUCUCAAGACAACUAGAGAAGAGCUUGUGGUUAGGCACUGUAUGUGGAGUUCAAGCCAACUGUGAGAGACUGAGGUAACUUACACAUGACAGAGGCCCUACAGCAAUGUGUGAGACUAGCUCUGUCCAGUCCAAGAGGAACCCAUUUUCUAAACUGCAGAUUACUAGGCCUGGCAUGAUUACGUACAUCUGUAAUCCCAUCAGUUGGAAGGCACAGGCAGAGGAUCAGGAGUUUGAUGGCUUUGCCUCUCCUCACCCUAUGUCCACCCUGACGGUUACUGAGGGUAGCAGUCAGAUGAAUCUGUGUCAGUCCUUCCUUCCUCUUUGCCCCAUCGUCACCACAUUCCCACCUCUACUGUGCUUGCAAUCUCUUAAAAGAUUGUGGCUGGUAAUGGCAGCCCACGCCUGGAAUCCCAGCACUUCAAGACCAACCCUAUUGUGAAACAAAAAUAAGUGACUUAAGUUGAGAAUACAAUUUAGAGCAUUUAUGAACUGUUCUUAAGCUCUGUCUCCCCACUUUCUAGGCUUUUUGUGCUGAAACAUAAAUUAAAACUUUUCUUUAAAAAAGUGCUUAAGAUGCCCUCAGAGCCCCAGAGGAUACAGUUCUGACAGAAUCAGAUAGAGAUGAGAACUCUGUCUUUUUGUUUGAUGUAUGCUUGCUGCAGGGAAAAUGGGAAGGACAACCAAGAACUGAGAAUUAAAGAGAUUUUCCCCCAUCAUUCC